Messenger RNA from Cyprinus carpio (common carp), 1418 nucleotides. RefSeq names its product G protein-coupled receptor 143 (gene gpr143). Bases 13 to 1326 code for a protein of 437 amino acids. Gene Ontology annotation, cellular component: melanosome membrane; plasma membrane. The transcript is spliced from 8 exons. Gene Ontology annotation, molecular function: dopamine binding; L-DOPA binding; L-tyrosine binding. Gene Ontology annotation, biological process: G protein-coupled receptor signaling pathway; melanosome organization; regulation of calcium-mediated signaling. Lineage: Eukaryota; Metazoa; Chordata; Actinopteri; Cypriniformes; Cyprinidae. The record is from RefSeq and is a predicted model, not a curated record.
AACCCGAAGCACAUGAUGCUGGAGCUCGUGAUUCACUCGCAGCUCAGAGUCAUGAAAGUACCCCUCUCCUCUCCUCCUUCUGUUCUCCUCCAGAGCUCCAUCAUGGCCUCUCCGCGUCUGGAGACCUUCUGCUGCCCAAACCGCGACCCGGCCACCGAGUUCAUCACCGGCUUCCAGCCGCAGUUCUUCAGCGUGAUCUGCUCCUGCAGCGCCGCACUGAGCCUCGUCUUCACCGGCCUCCAGCUGCUGCCCAAACACCGGCCCUUCAGACACGGAGCUCCGCACAAACCUGCCUCCUCCCUCCGGAUCCUCUUCAUCAUCAGCGUCUGCGACCUACUGGCCUGCGCAGGAAUGGUGGUCCGCUCGAGCGUCUGGCUGGGUUCUCCGGAUCUGGUCAGCAGGAUCUCCGCUGGGAACAGCUCUGACGUCUGGCCGCAGGUGUUUUGUGUCGGCGGCGCGAUGUGGAUCCAGCUGUUCUUCAGCGCCUCCUUCUGGUGGACCUUCUGUUACGCGGUGGACGUCUUCCUGGUGGUGAAGCGCUCGGCGGGCAUCAGCACCAUCGUCCUGUAUCACAUGAUCACGUGGGGUCUGACGCUGCUGCUGUGUGUGGAGGGAGUCGCCAUGCUUUACUACCCCUCCAUCUCCAGCUGUGAGAACGGCCUUCAGCACGCCAUUCCUCACUACGUCACCACAUACGCUCCCAUGCUGCUGGUGCUCCUCGUCAAUCCAGUGCUGUUCACACGGACCGUGUCUGCUGUGACGUCGCUGCUGAAGGGUCAACAGGGAAUCUACACCGAGAACGAGAGACGACUCGGAUCUGAGAUCAAAAUCCGCUUCUUUAAGAUCAUGCUGGUCUUCGUCGUUUGCUGGCUGCCCAACAUCAUCAACGAGAGUCUGCUGUUUUAUCUGGAGAUGCAGGACGAUGUUUCAGCCGGCGAUCUGAAGAACGUGCGUAACGCCGCGCUCAUCACAACGCCCAUAACAUCAAGGAAUCCUGAACCCCAUGCCUGUCCUCAGGGAAUCCUGAACCCCAUGCAGGGGUUUCUCAACACGCUGGCGUUUCACGGCUGGACGGGGCUAAACGUGGACUUCAGCCGGCAGAGACGUCGCGAGCUGCCCUGGGAUUCGGCCUCCACAUCGCUGGCGGGUGGAUACACACCCGUCGCCGGAUCAACGCUGCUCUACCAAAGCCACGUGCAGGAGAUCAAGAAGAAGCACGGACACCAACACGGACAGCAGCAGCCCUCAGACGCCAUCAGUGUCCUGUCUGAAGGUAACGGACUGCAGCAGGAGCACAGACACACACCCGUCUACACGGGCUUCUGAAUGCUGCAUCUGUUAAUGAUCAAAUAAAAUACAUGUUCAAAUGGGACCUGAGCUGUAUUUGUACGUGUAAGAAAUAAACAGACUAUAAACUA